AUAUUUAAUAUUUUAUUUUCCUGGCAGUUGAUUGGUGGCCUGAUCUUGGCUGUUGGUAUCUAUGCAGAGAUUGCCAAAUCUGAUUAUGAGGCGGUUUCGGAUUUAUUGGCCAGCCCUACUAUUUUCCUGAUUAUUAUAGGUGCAUGUAUGUUUAUAAUGGGUUUUAUCGGUUUGACAGGAGCAAUCAGAGAGAACAUCACGCUCCUUAGAAUCUAUGGUGGUGUGAUUCUUUUUAUUUUCCUACUAGAAAUCAUGGCUGGCAUUACAGCAUUAGUAUUCAAAGGAUAUGUGAAAGAUCUGGCUGCAGGCCAGCUACAAAGUGCCAUAGAAUUUUAUUAUGAUGAUCCUGACUUGCAGAACGGUAUUGACGCCUUGCAACUCAAUCUUCGUUGCUGCGGUGGAUAUGAUUUCAAUGAUUGGGAGCAGAAUAAGUACUUUGAGUGUGAUGCCCCGGGUAGAUCUGCUUGUGGUGUUCCAUAUUCAUGUUGUGAAUCCACUGUGAGAGAUGAGGUGAUUAAUUCACAGUGCGGGUACGACACUCGUAAAUACGAACGACUAGAACUUGUUGAUGUGAUAUUCAUCCGAGGUUGUGCUGAUGCUUUUGUCGUCUGGUGCUCAGAUAAUCUAAACAUCAUGGCUGGAAUUGUGUUAGGAAUUGCUAUUCCACAGCUCAUUGGUAUAAUAUUGGUAUUUUUAUUCAUCGAUAAAAUAAAGGAAAAAAGGGAUUAUUAUUUGUAUUCCAAACCCAGCAGGACUUAGUUAACCACUAUGUAGAACGGUAUGAAGUACGGUAUUAUGUCACAAUUUUGUUGACCUAACAAUGAUCAUUUUGGGGUGAUAGAACAUGUGUUACCAUGGAAACAUAACAACAUUAGACAACAUAUGCAGAUGAUAAACAUUUCACCCCAACUGCAUUGUUUUGUUUUUUUAAUGAUUUGUUGAGAAUAACACCCAUUACUGUGUGUUUUAAGUCAUAAAACCACUGUAGAUGUGUACAAGUGUUUUUUUAAUCAAAUAAGUACAAUGCAAAGGCAACAUAUUUGCACAAUGUUAUUCAUUUAUUGUAAGAAGAUUUAUUGAGAACUUUUAGUAUCUCAAGUUACUGUAUUUGCUCUAUUAGUAGCACAGUAAAAAAAAAAAUAUUUUAAUGAUUCAGUAAACCGGGAAUGUGAUUUGGGUUAAUAUACGCUUCUAUUGGAAAUAUGCGUUAAUAGGGAAAAUACGGUAGUGGUUAUUUUGGAACCAAAACUUUUUAUUUCUGGAAUUUUUGGAUUGGUAAUCAUUUAUAAAAUUGGUAUAAAAGUUUACCAUGGUACUCUCUGAUGCAUGGCAUUUAUGCAGCUAAUUUUAAAUGUCAUGACAAUAACUACUAGAUAAAUAAUAUGGCAUUCACAUUGAAUCCUCACUGUAAUUAAUUACAAAUAUGAAAUUUUCGUUUGCAUUUCCAAAAAUAUGCUUGUUGUUCAGUACAUUACGGUAUAUAUCACUUGUUACAAGACAAACAAAUGUUUUUACUUACAGUUUUGAAUUUUUAUUAACAAUUUUGAUAAAUAUUUCUCUGUAUAGAAUACCAGCAAUAAUUACAUCUAUUUCUUAAUAUUUUUAUAAUUCUAAAUAUCUCGUUUAAUGUGAAAAUAAAUCUUCAAUCAACCAAAAUAAAUUAAUAAAAAACUUAGUUAUA
Messenger RNA from Saccoglossus kowalevskii, 1681 nucleotides. RefSeq names its product tetraspanin-15-like. NCBI's taxonomy places the organism in Eukaryota, Metazoa, Hemichordata, Enteropneusta, Harrimaniidae. Gene Ontology annotation, cellular component: plasma membrane. The record is from RefSeq and is a predicted model, not a curated record.